Molecule: messenger RNA, 692 nt
Organism: Scutellospora calospora
Lineage: Eukaryota; Fungi; Glomeromycota; Glomeromycetes; Diversisporales; Gigasporaceae
Source: the annotation of a GenBank genome assembly
UUACACAUCAAAUCUUUGCGGGAAAGAGAGAAAUACCUGUGGAAAAUACACCAUCUCAAUUUGUCAUUUUAUAUCAACGUUGUUGGGAUGAAAAUCCCAAAAAACGUCCAGAUGUAAAAUGCGUUCUUGAAGAUUUGAACAGGAUCAAAAAGCCCAACGUCUCAGAAUUGUGCUCAAUAAGAGAUUUAAUAUCUAUCAUGAGUCAUAUUGAACCAUCGAUAGAUAUCGAUGAUAUUAUUGGGAUCCCGGAUAAAAUUAAAUUAAUUCUAAGAGGUAGUCAUGAUGGGUUUGGAAAAACCAUUUUUUUUAAACGGCUUAAAAACAUUAAAAAUAGUAUUUUAAUUUUGCGGGUUCACGGUACUAAUGAGAUUAUUGGUGGUUAUAAUCCUCUUGUAUGGAAAGAGCUUGGUGGGAUACUUCAACCAAAUGCAUGUUAUUCGGAAACAAAUAAAAGUUUCCUUUUCGCUUUAAAAGAUCAUAUAACUUUAAUUAGUGAAGUUAUAAAUUCAAAACAAGCGAUAUAUCAUGAAAAAGGUUUAGGCCCAUCAUUUGGAUUAGAUCUAUAUAUGGUUCCUGAUAAUAUGACUCGAGGUGAAAGCGCACUGGAAAAUUUAAUUUCUGGCGAAGAAAUAAAUUUUUCAGAUUUACCUAAAGUUAUUGAAAUUAGACCUAAUUAUCUUAAACCUCCAAAU